Molecule: messenger RNA, 5726 nt
Organism: Manis pentadactyla (Chinese pangolin)
Lineage: Eukaryota; Metazoa; Chordata; Mammalia; Pholidota; Manidae
Gene: C6H18orf63
Product: chromosome 6 C18orf63 homolog
Exons: 8
Coding region: 3692-5038 (448 amino acids)
Source: RefSeq, a predicted model, not a curated record
UCAUAUCCAAAAUAUUAGUAGACCUUUUGUUUACAAUCAUAUCCUUUUCCCACUUCUCCCAGUUCCUCAUUCCUACUAAAUAAACAGAUUUUGUCCCCUUCACCAGACUUCCAAAUCCUGAGUUCUUUGUUGGUCAUGAGCUUUCUUCCAGCCUAAUUUGCUUUCCUACCCCAGUUGAACCUUCAUGAUCAUGCUCAAUUUUUCUUUGUCUUGAUACUUUGUAUGUAAUAGUAAUCACAGCAGGUAUUUAUAGAACAUCUGCAAUAUAUAGAGCACUCUGCUUGUUUCUGGAGAGAAACCUCUGAACCAAAUAAACUCCCUGCCUCAGGAAUCAUAUAUUAGGAAAAAAAUCCCUCCUUUUUAAGUUUUUGGAGUUUGUGUAGAAUUUUUAUUAGUUCUUCCAUAAAAUUCAAAUUAUCUGGGCCUGGAGUUUUAUGUAUGAGAAGUUUUUAAACUACAAUUUAAAUUUCUUUAAUGGAUAGUAGUCAUUCAAGUUGUCUUUUUCAAGGAAUAUAUCCAUUUCAUCUAAGUUGUCAUAUUUAUUGUCAAAAUUAUAAUAUUCCCUAUUUCCCCUUGUAGACUGUGUAGUGAUGUCACCUCUCUCAUUCCUGAUAUUGGUAAUGCAUGUCUUUUUUUCCCCUCUCCCUAGUCUUGCUAGAUAUUUAGCAGUCUUACUGAUUUCAAAGAACAGGUUUUGGGUUUUGUUGAUUUUUCUCUUACUUUACUGUUUUGUGUCUUACUGAUUUUCAUUUGGACCUUAUGCUUUUUUGGGUUACUUUGCUUUUUUUUUCUAGUUUCUUAAGGUGGGAGCUGAGUUUGUUGAUUUGAGAAUUUCUUUUCUAGUAUAGACAGUGCUAUAAAUUUCCUCUUAAGUAUAUGUUUUGUUAUGUUUUCCUCAGUUCAAAAUAUUUUCUAAUUCCCCUUUGAUUUCUCCUUAGAUCUAUGGGUUGAAAUUGUGUUACGUAGCUUCCACAUAUUUGGGGAUUUUCCAGGGAUCUUUCUGUUACUGCUUUCUAAUUUAAUUGUGGCUAGAGAAGAUGUUUAAACAAGUUCAUCUUUUUAAAUUUGAGACUUGUUUUAUGACCCAGAAUAUGGUCUUACUAAAUGUUUCAUGUCCACUUGAGAAGAACGUGUAUUCUAUUGUUGUAUCAAGUAGUCUAUCGAUGUUCAUUGGGUCACAUAUUCAAUAGCUUUGUUAAACUACUAUAUUCUUAGGUUCUGUCAACCUAUUUUAUCAAUUGAGAAAUAAUUUGUACCAGACUUGUCCCUGAGUUUAGCUGAAGUGACUAAUGAUGCCAUCUUUGCCCUGGAAGGAAUCCAGGUCACCAGUCAGGAUAGUUAUGGAUGGUGAGAUUGGGGCAGACUUCCAGUCUGCGUGGCAAGGCUGAGUGCGUGCUGAUAUGUCCUGCUGUAUCUGAGUUAAUCCCCUGGGCCAGUGAGAAAGGCAAUAGAGAAUCAAGGAGAAAGCCAGUUGGUUUCUAAGGUAGAUUCUGAUAGUUUGUGGGACUUGUUCAGUUGGAUGGGGCCGAGACCCUGAAGGGAUGGUUGAGGUAAACAUUGCAGGUUGACCUCAUUCUGUUGCUUGAAGUUCUAUUGACAGUAGCCUUAAUUAAAUUUUCCAUGAGACAAAUUGAAUGAAUCUGGUCUUGUGCCCUGCCAACAGACUAAUUACUUGUAUCUUGGGAAAAUUUACCAGAAGCCAAAAUGGUCCAAAAUCGAUGGGUGGAUAAUGUUGCAAGAGAAUUCCCCUUGGUGCUCUCACUUCUAUGUAUCUUGCUAGCAGAAGCAAUGACAAAGUUUUCUUUACUGUAUUUGUAAGGAUGUUUAUGUAGCAGUUUUUUUCCCCAGCUCUGGGCAGUUUCUUGACGUGUGUGCUAAUCCUUACUUAGCUAAGCACCUGAGAGGGACUCUUCUGACAUCAUAGUUUGCUUUCUGUGUACUGUCUCCUCUCUAGCACUUUACCUCCAAAACUGUAACUUCCUUGGCCUCCCUGGACUUUUAGCUCUGUCUUCCCACCCCAGGGAACCCACUGUCUCUUCCAGGAUUCCUCCUCUCUAAUCAGUAGGCUGGGGUAAUCAUACAUUUCUAAUCACUUAGGGAUUGCUCUUUGUUGCUUGAUGUCCCACGUCUUGUGAACUACUGUUGCAUAAAACUUGCUGAGUUUUUUGGUUAUUUCAAGUGAGAGGAUAAAAAUGGAUCCUAUUAUUUCUUACUGGUCAGAGGUAAAUGCCCUGGUUUUUAAAAAUUCUAUGCAAGUAGAAAUACUCUGCUGGUUGCAUGUGUGCCAUGUAAGUAUUUAAUUUUUCUCUGAUGUUGAACUAGAGUAAAACUAAUGAACAAUAUUAUAAUACAGUCUGGUCAGAUUUCCUCUGUAGAGCAGAAUACAAAAUAAAUUUAAGAUUCUAUACAGAAGCUCCAAAAGUUUAGGCUUAUUGGGUCAGGAUAAGCAAGUAGAAUCUGGCCAAUAUAGCAUGACAAUAGUCAUUAUUUCAAAGUAAAUAUUUCAACACUUCUUUAACAUUAGAACGAAAUAGAAAUAGCUAUAGGGAUGAGUAGAACAUAUCCAGAAUAACCCAGUUUGUUGGGUGGUGAUCUAAACACACAUUUUCUGUGAGUUUACAGGGACAUGCCAACUGCUAUAUAUUUGCCCAUGUUUUGUCCUUUAAUAUUUUUAGGUGGAGCCUCCACAAAGAGUAAUUCCUGUAAUUCUUCAAAACUGCCUUUCAUAUUCACUCACAGCUAGACUUGCUCCAGCCUGGAAUAAAACUGGCCAUGUCUUAGUGAAAGGAAGAGAGUUUCUUUCUCAGAUGGGAAAGCAAAGUGCUAUUGCUAAGAGAAUUUGAUAUUUCUCAGAGUAUUAUAAAGGAUUUUGAUAUUACCAAGGAUGCUGUCAUUAAGGGACAUUCGAUUUUAAGCAGCUGGUGCCAUGUUUUGCCAAGGUAAGAUUUCAAAUUUUAGUAUCUAAGGUGGGUUCAAGAUAUAGUAGUUCGUAUUUGGCUUCGACAUUGAUAUGUGCAUAAGUAUAGUCCAUUUUUAUGAAUUUUUGAAACUGGUAACUUAGAAAAAGUAUUGAAAUAUUGUCAUACAGAAGCCAUUAAUUUCCUUUAUCAAAUUACUUUAUUAUACAUUUACAUUUUUGUUAGAUCUAAUUUUUAAAAAUUUCUAGGUAUCUUAUGAAAUUAUAAGUAUUGUAAUAUUAAAACCGUAUAAACUUAUACAUAUAAUUAAUGACUCAUCUUUUGAUGAUGAUAUGAGCUAAGUUUUAAGUUUGUACUAUAUUUAGAAGAAAUGGCUUUAGUAAUAAGACUAUUGGGAUGAAAUCUUAGGAACAAGAACUUAAGCAGCCAAUAAUUUAAUCACUGAAGCAGAGAAGGAAGUAGAUAGGGAACAUAGAUUUAACUGAUUCAUUCAGCCUGACAUUUACCAGGCAUCUCGGUGUGGCAAUGUUUUAUUAGCCAUUAUUUUGUGUUUAUAGUUGGCACAUUGUUUGCAUCAGUUCUGUCUAGUUUUUCCUAAUAAUUCUAGCUAAGAUUGAAUACAAUGUGUAUUUGAAACUAGGAGCAGCUGCCUAGUUAUUACUUAUGUGCUGAUAGUUGCUGACUCUUUUGGAACACUUCCUAAAUCACACAGUUAACUAAAACUAUAUACAAGCAUUGGCUAUAAAGUUUUACCAACUCUUAUUUUUUAUAGUAUGAAAAUGGGGCAAAUAAUAAGUAUUCUUCACACCAUACCCCCUGACUGUCCUUUUCACUCAUAUGAAGAUUUGCAGAUGCACUGGGAUGACCUGUAUGGCUAUAAACUUCCAGAAGAUGAUGGAAAUAUUAAAACAUACUGCACCAUCUACUUCAAAAUGCUAGAAGGAAGGACCUUCACAUACCCUCUCAGCUGCAUCAGAAGUCAGCCCAUACAGUUCUUCCCAAGGGUAGACUUGGAAGGUGUGUUGAGAAGUUUUCUUUCAGACUUAAAAUCUAAGCUGCCGCACAUUUGUGGAUUUCCCAUAAAGAUGACAACUAAACCAUGCUACUACACACACGACCUAAUUAAGCCUCACGUGCAGGUAAACAAAGUCAAGCCACCCAAUCUGACCACUAAACAAAUGUUCAGGUCCUCUCUGACUGAAGCCGCUUCCACAAGACCUGCCCUGGCUCAGCUUCUCACGCCGUGUUCAGCAGCCAUUAGCCACACGGUGGAGCUUUCAGUCAGCCGCCCAAAGCCCUGUGUGUCCUCAGCCCUGCAGCUCCAGCCACAGUCCAUUCGGAGCAGAAGGAAACCCGGGUCUGACAGGGCACCACCAGUAGCUCUGGGGGCACCAAAGCCCAGCAGAGGAAACCCUCAAGUUCAGGACACAGCCUUUAGCUCUCAAAAUAAUACUGCCCCUAAAGUCAUACCAGUUUUCAAAAACUGGUCAUUACAAGUGAACAAAAAUAUCUUAGAACCUGGCAACCUGAAAAGAAAACAGCAUGUUGUUGCAGAAUCUAAGUUGUCUUCACUUAAAACUAGUGUGAUCCAGGGUGACAAACGGAACUCAGAUCGAGGUGUGAAAAAAAGACCUAAUCAUAAAAUUCAGAUGAAUGCCAGAAAUUUGAAUCAGAAGACAUCUAGACCUCUGCAAGAAAAAAACACUGAGCCCUGUGAAAGUAUGACAAAAUGUCCCCCUUCUAAUGGAAAACCAUUGACCAUGAGUUUAAAUGAAAGUACACGACUAUCUAGUCAUUCGGUAUCUCAGAUGUCAGCCAGCAAUUUAGGCGUAAUGAAGAAUGCUGUUGAUUUCCAAGUAGGCGGAAAAGAAAAUUUAGCAGGCAAAUAUAUAGCACAGAUUUUAGGGAGAGGCCACAGUCCCCUCACAGAGAAGAGACAACCACACAUAUUUGAAUCAGACACAGAAACAGAAGACGCCCAACUAGUACAGAAACAGUCAGCAAAAGAAACCAAAGAAACUGGUGUGAGUGACUUCAGGCUGGAAAUAAGCGGAACAGCCCACAGGCCUAAAAGAUACAUGAUGACAAAUCAAAACCCAAGACUCUCUUAUCAUCCCUAAAGUUUAGGAUGUGGAUGUGAAAGAAGAAAUGUUCACCAGAGAAGAGGUUCCAGACCAAAUUGCUGGGUUCAAAUUCACUGGAGAAAUCAAUGAAGAUUUUGGUUCAUUUUGAAGCUUGUAAUUUUGGAUUCCAGGAUGACUCCAGUUUUAUUAGGGAAAGCUCUAUUUCCUUAAGCAUUUGGUGAUUUAUACACAUUGUGGACCAUGCCCCUACCUUGCCCCCAAAUCAUUGUUCACAUUCCAGUCGUGUGUUAGUUUUAAAACCAUUAUAAUUUUAAAACCAUUUAAGUAAAAUAAAAAAAUGAUUUUAUUUUAGGAUUCUAUAUCCAGAAUCCUAAAAGAUCAGCUAUUGCAUUUGAAAACCUAUGGCAAUAUGUCAGAAUUAAUGCUAAAAAUCAUUUUCAUAGAGAUGUAAACAUGCUUCUGUUGCUCACUGUAUUUGUCUAUUAUGUACUACUAUAAUUAUUUGUAUUUGUUGCUCACUGUAGCAAAUAGGUUAAAAAUAUGGGUUUGUCAAUGAUUUUUGACAAAAAUCAAAAAAUUUAGAUUUUAUUUGACUAAUCAGUUCACUAAUCAUUUUUUUGCUCUUUUUUAAAAUUGUCCAUCAUCUAGUAUUCUGGUGGAACUGACAGUAUAUUGGGUAUGUUGAUACUUAAGAAUGCUCAAUAUUUAUAAAUGUUUAAAAAUA